AUGGCGCCCGGUGAUACGGAGAGAGAGGCCGAAUCAUUAGCUGCCAAGGUGCUGAAGCUGAAGCUCUGGGACGACGAGUCUGGGGGCCGUUGGAAGAAGAACGUUCAGGACAUUGACGGCGAAGUUCUAUGCGUGUCUCAAUUCACGCUUCUCGCGUCGACAAAGAAGGGCAACAAGCCAGAUUUCCACGGCGCAAUGGGUGGAGAUGAUGCUAAGAAGCUGUACGAGUACUUCUACAGCAAAGUACAAGCGGGGUAUGCGGCUGAGAAGGUCAAGAACGGCGUGUUUCAGGCCAUGAUGCAGGUUGCUUUGGUCAACGAUGGCCCGAGGUGA
This is a messenger RNA of Chaetomium globosum CBS 148.51, 333 nucleotides long. RefSeq lists its product as uncharacterized. Gene Ontology annotation, cellular component: cytoplasm. Gene Ontology annotation, biological process: tRNA metabolic process. NCBI's taxonomy places the organism in Eukaryota, Fungi, Ascomycota, Sordariomycetes, Sordariales, Chaetomiaceae. The coding region runs from base 1 to 333 and encodes 110 amino acids. The record is from RefSeq and is a predicted model, not a curated record. Gene Ontology annotation, molecular function: D-tyrosyl-tRNA(Tyr) deacylase activity. The transcript is spliced from 4 exons.